Cotesia glomerata is the source of this 1946-nucleotide messenger RNA. It is a transcript of the gene XRCC1, whose product is annotated as DNA repair protein XRCC1-like. Gene Ontology annotation, cellular component: nucleus. Gene Ontology annotation, molecular function: damaged DNA binding. Bases 371 to 1876 code for a protein of 501 amino acids. The transcript has 2 exons. The record is from RefSeq and is a predicted model, not a curated record. Gene Ontology annotation, biological process: base-excision repair; single strand break repair. Lineage: Eukaryota; Metazoa; Arthropoda; Insecta; Hymenoptera; Braconidae.
UUUUAUUUGACAUUUGACUCUUGCAGUAUCAACAAUACUACCUUCUGCACAUGUGCAAGCCGCAGUGGAUUAUUUAAAAAAAUGUCUGAGGUAAGUACUUAAAAGUGGAUCUAAAAUUCUCCCGCCAAGUAAUUCUGUGUUUACUAACAUGUAAAAACAUUCCCAAAAAUUUUCAAUUAAAAAAACUAAAUUCACAGAAACUAAAAUAAUAACCAAGUAUAAGUAUUUUAAUUUUUAAUCAGUGAAAAAAAAAGUUAUUUAAUAUAAAAAACAAAAACAAAGUGACUAAAAAAAAAAAAAUAAAAAGUGCUCUUGAGGUUAUGGUUUAUUCACCACGUUAUCCACAAAAAAAAUAAACAACUAAAAAACAAUGAUAAUAAAACUAGAAAAAAUAAUCAGCUGUUCCUCAGAACAUCCUUCAUACCCAGCAUCAAACCUCCUGCACAAUCCUCCACCAGGCCCAUGGAAGUGUGCGAAGCCCGGCGAGCGGCUGUCAACAGUGAUCUUCGAGCUACCAGAGUCAUCAUGUAUAAUCGGCCUUGACAUCGGCAAUUACCGGUCCUGCGUAGUGAUAGUGGACGCUUCGACUUCCCAGGAGCCGGACAACUGGGUCCCGCUGGUGAAUCACCAGUUUAUGACCCACGAGGAGGCAGCCAAUAGCAAGUUCAAGGACCAGGUCCAGUUGUUUACAAAAAAAGAGCUCAAGGCUGAAGCUAUCAAGACUAAAUUUGACAGAGUGAAAGUCACGUGCUUGCAGUCUGCUAAUUUAAGGGAGCUUUUUGGCCUGAGUUUCAUCACCCUGCGCACGGAAGUCAUCCUAGAUACAGGUAUAGACGUCUUUGGGAGGUUCAAGCUCAAGUCUGAGGACUCUGAAAGCGAUUCGAUGCUAAAUUUCAAGGAACGGUUCAUGAAACUGCUGCCUGACAAGCAGAAGAGCUACAAAGACAGCUUGUUGGAGAAAAUGAAGGAAACUCGGCUGAGUAAUUUUAACAAGCGGCAGGAGAGCGAGGAAAAAAAACCAAGGAAGAGGCCGCUGUUGGAAAAACUUGAGGCUGGUAAGAGCGACGAGGUUUUUGGUAAAAAAAAUAAUUCUGAGCCUAGUUCUGGUAAUUCUGAUAGUAAUAGUAAUAAUAACAGCAGUAUGUUUAGUAAUGUUAAUCAUAAUUAUGACAAUGGAAGGUUGACUGAUGUUGCUAGAACGCCUUUUGGUGAUGUCAUUCCGCCUGAGGUGAAGAAAACUCCUAAGCAAGUAAAUGAUAAGAAGAAAGUUGAUAGAGCUUCUACUUCAAAGGUUGAUGGAGGGAAAGUUAUUAAAGAUAAGGCUAAGGUAAUUAUAAUUAGUAAGGAUAAAUGUGAUGUCUGCUCGAGAAGUCCUGAUGAAUUCUGCAAAGUUUGUAAGAAGUUACCACCUCCGAAACUUGAUAAGUCGCCGCCAAGGAAGAAAGCUAAGGUUAAGGAAGUUAAGACAGUUAAAAAAGAGUUUUAUAAGCUGCUAGAUGAUGUCAGGUUCUCGUUAAGUGGGUAUGUUAAUCCUCAGCGGGAUGAAGUCAGGAGAAAAGCUCUGAAGAUGGGGGCUAAGUAUGUUGCUGAUCCUAAUACCACGGAUAAUAAAUGCACGCACUUGAUUUGUGCUUUUAAAAACACGCCUAAGUAUCAGCAGCUUCAAGGACAUGCUAAAAUUGUUUCACAUGUUUUUAUUGAAGAGUGUUUUGAUCAUAAGAAAAGAUAUCCUUGGAGACGAUACGCAUUAAGUGGUAAAGACAAAAAAGCUGAUGAAAGUGAAGAAGAAAUUGAAGGAUCAACUUCACCAGUAAGACCACCGAAUCCUUAUGAACAGGAAACUGAUUCUGAUACCGAUGAUGAUAAUAAUUAUUAAAAUAAAUACUGAUUUAUUUGGAAGUUAAUUAAAAAUUUUUUUAAUUAGCAAGAAAUUUGAUGUAAUAUAA